GUUAUCAGACAAGCCACAAACGAAGCCGUCACACCAGGCCCACCGAUGAUCCCAACAGCGGGCUCGUAGGUUCAGAGGCCAAAGGGGCAACGACGAGCUACAGCAGCCUGAGACACGGUGCCCACAUCGUCAGAGCAAUGCUUCCUGACUGUAUAAGAGAAAUGGCCUCCCCUCGGAGUCUGAGCGCUUCCUUUCCUUUAUCUGCAGACUUUUCAGUCAUUUCAUCUUCUUUAUCCUAAGGUUUUCUGCCAACUCGUAUUAAGGCCCUUGCCGUUGUUAAGAACACACGUCAUCAUCUCGUCUUCGACUGCCUUUCCUAUUGCACCGAGAUUCUGAGCCGUCGAUCAUCUAUCUCUCUUUCGACUUCCUUCUUCAACCCUCAACCUACUCAACACAUCCUACCUUCCAAAAUGGCGCAAAGGAAUGCCCCCAAGAAGGCCGUCCACUUCGGUGCUGGAAACAUCGGUCGUGGCUUCGUCGCCUGCUUUUUGCACAAUUCAGGCUACGAGGUCGUCUUCUCUGAGGUUAACGACGCAACUGUAUCCAAGCUCAACUCCCAAAAGAGCUAUCGGGUGAUUGAAGUCGGCGCCGACGGGACGUCGGAGUCCAUUAUCACCAAUUACCGCGCCAUCAACUCGAGGACCCACGAGGCCGAACUGGUUCGGGAAAUUGCCACGGCGGACUUGGUUACCUGCUCCGUCGGGCCCCACAUCCUCAAAUUCAUCGCACCCGUUAUCGCUAAGGGUAUCGAUGCCCGCUCGCCGGAGCUUACUCCGGUCGCUGUCAUUGCCUGCGAGAACGCCAUCGGGGCCACCGAUACUCUUGCUGGUUUCAUCAAGUCGCCAGAGAACACCAAUCCUGACCGGCUUGCCGACUACGAUAAGCGUGCUCGGUUCGCCAACUCCGCCAUCGACCGCAUCGUCCCCGCACAGGACCCCAACGCCGGUCUCGACGUUAGGCUCGAGAAGUUCUACGAGUGGGUGGUAGACAGCACCCCAUUUGCCGACCAUGCCCCCCCCGACAUCAAGGGUGUUCGCUGGGUGAACAACCUGCAGCCCUUCAUCGAGCGCAAGCUGUACACGGUCAACACGGGCCACGCCACGGCCGCGUACCACGGCUACAUCCGGCGUAAGAGCACCGUCUACGACGCGCUGCAAGACCGCGAGAUUCAAGAAGAGGUCAAGAAGGCGCUGCAGAACACGGCCGACCUCAUCACGCAGAAGCACGGCAUCUCGCACGAGGAGCAGCAGGCCUACGUCGAGAAGAUUGUCCGCCGUAUCGGCAAUCCUCACCUCGAGGACGCCGUCGAGCGCGUCGGCCGCGCCCCGUUGCGCAAGCUCAGCCGUAAGGAACGCUUCAUUGGUCCCGCCGCCGAACUGGCUGAGCACGGCAAGGACUAUGCCGCUCUGCUGGACGCCGCCGAGAUGGCCUUCCGCUUCCAGAACGUCGAGGGCGAUGACGAGUCGUUCCAGCUCGCCGAGAUCAUGGAGAAAAACAGUCCUGAGGACGUCGUGAAGCAGGUCUGCGGCCUACAGCCCAACGAGAAGCUCUUCCCCGCCGUUGUCGAGGUCGUCAAGCGCGUCCAGGCUGAUACCCAGUCGGAUUAAGCGACCGAGCGAACAAGGUCCGGUUCAAUUUUGUUCUCGCAUCUCCUUGUCUCUUUCUAGCUCAUCCUUCCGCCCUUACAGGGCCUGGAGCGAAGCUUGGGCAACGUAGCGAUCUGUCUGAGAUACCUUUGGUAGCGCAUGGCUUUGGCGUUUAGAUUGGCAAUGGUUCUUUUUCCUUUUUUUUUGGCAUGGACUGGGAUAACGACGCCACGCAGAUCAGAACGGGUUUUUAGAGGAGUUUUUGCUAUUC
Molecule: messenger RNA, 1857 nt
Organism: Thermothelomyces thermophilus ATCC 42464
Lineage: Eukaryota; Fungi; Ascomycota; Sordariomycetes; Sordariales; Chaetomiaceae
Exons: 2
Coding region: 411-1607 (398 amino acids)
Biological process (GO): mannitol catabolic process
Cellular component (GO): cytosol
Molecular function (GO): mannitol-1-phosphate 5-dehydrogenase activity
Source: RefSeq, a predicted model, not a curated record